AUGAGUGAAGGAGAUAAUUGGAAAAGCAAAGCAGCCUAUUAUAUAAAUGACUUCGGUGAAGGAACAACUCUUCAUGGCAUAAGAUACAUUAUCAACAAAAAGUUUCAUCCAUCAGAGCGAUUAUUUUGGUUGGCGAUUGUGGUUCUUGCUACGUAUGGUGCUACAGCAUUGAUAUACAAUAGUUGGUACAGAUACUCUUCAAACCCGACUGUCAUAUCUUUAGAAAAAGAUUUCAGAGAUUGGAAUCUGCUAUUUCCUGCCGCGACUGUCUGUUUCCAAGAAAGAUUAAAUGAAAGUGCAGCAACAGAAAUUCUCACAGAGAGAUGGAAUGUUGAUAACAGUUCUAAGGAAAUGAAUUUAUACAUGAAUUUCCUCAACAGUGUUGUAAACAUAAGUUAUGAAAAUCUUGAUGAAUUUCAAGAUUAUGUGCAAGAUCCAGUAUUAGCCAAAAUUUCUGGAGAAGAAAUGGCUGAAAUAGCUCGAAAGGUAAUGGUGGAAAUGGAAUACCAUGCUACAAUAUUUAACUCAGCUUACAAACACCUUAUAUUUCAUGAAGUAUUAACUGAAAUGGGGAUUUGCUAUACUUAUAGUGGAUUAGUUGCUAAUUAUAUAUCAUUAAUAGAUAACCCACGGCCCAAAAAACACUCACUACCAACCUGCAAUUAUUUGAAUUCUUUGUGUUAUGCCAGAAUAGAAGAUUUGCCCACAGCAAUUCGGUACUAUGUACAUGCGCCAACUGAAAUUCCAGAUUCAUCCAACAAGUAUUUUCUUGUAUCUAGAAAUAUGGAAAGAGAUACGAGUUUCAGGUUUCAAGAAACUGUGGCCUCAAAAGACUUACGAAGACUUGAUCCUAAGCAGAGGCAGUGCAGAUUUUACAAUGAGCCCCUUGAAAAGAGCGAUGAUGAAAUAUACAGCUAUAAUUAUUGUAGAAUGAAAUGUCGAAAAAGCAUGGCUUUUGAAUAUUGCGGUUGUGCUCCUUAUUUUUAUAAGAAAGAAGAAGGAAUACCUGUUUGUAAUGUGGAAGGCCUUGCUUGCUUGGCAAAAUAUGCCAAAAAUCUAAUUAGAAUGCAAGACAAAAACGGAAAAGGAAAGAAAUGUGACUGUGCUUUUCUUUGUGAAACAACAGACUUUUAUAUUGAUAAGAAUGCAGUAAGGAAAUGGACUUAUCCUGUUCCUUGCAAUAUCAGAUUCCGAUGGGCAAUAGAACAUUACAGCAAGACAAGACUUAAACGAGAUAUUAUUUUUGGAUUAGAGGAUUUAUUAGUAUCACUUGGUGGCACGGCUGCUCUAUUCUUGGGCAGCAGCGUUCUCUCGUUCGUUGAAGUGAUCUACUAUCUCACACUUAGAUUGUUUUGGUUUUUAGUGAGUUCUAACAAAAAACAAAAAAAGGAUACAUAA
Nezara viridula (southern green stink bug) is the source of this 1398-nucleotide messenger RNA. The record is from the annotation of a GenBank genome assembly. Lineage: Eukaryota; Metazoa; Arthropoda; Insecta; Hemiptera; Pentatomidae.